Molecule: messenger RNA, 2189 nt
Organism: Mesocricetus auratus (golden hamster)
Lineage: Eukaryota; Metazoa; Chordata; Mammalia; Rodentia; Cricetidae
Product: olfactory receptor 5K1-like
Exons: 2
Coding region: 254-1198 (314 amino acids)
Biological process (GO): G protein-coupled receptor signaling pathway; sensory perception of smell
Cellular component (GO): membrane
Molecular function (GO): odorant binding; G protein-coupled receptor activity; olfactory receptor activity
Source: RefSeq, a predicted model, not a curated record
GAAACGAAAUUAGACUGAUAAUUUAGAACAUGUAUUUCUUCAUUCUAAGCUGAUUUUAUGCCCACAAAGCCCUCCAUCUCUUGUGACAUUGCUAAUUGAUGCGUAUUUUAUUAUUUGCUUAUUCUGACACAAGGUAUCAUGUUUUCCAGGCCAUCAUUCACUCACUAUGUGGCUAAGGUUGACUUUGAACUUCUGAUCCUCUGCCACCAUCAUCCCUUGUUUGUGAGUCACUGAGGGUGGAAUCCACAGCUUCAUGCAUGAGAAACAGAAGAUGACUGAGAACAACUACUCCUUGACAAUAGAGUUCAUCCUGGUGGGAUUCUCGGAUCACCCAGACCUGAAGACCCUUCUAUUCCUGGUAUUCUUUGUCAUUUAUCUAGUCACCAUGGUGGGAAAUCUUGGACUGGUGGCCUUGAUCUACAUGGAACGCCGUCUUCACACACCCAUGUACAUCUUUCUGGGCAACCUGGCUCUCAUGGAUUCUUGCUGCUCCUGCGCCAUCACUCCCAAGAUGCUGCAGAACUUCUUUUCCGUGGACAGAAGGAUUUCUCUCUAUGAAUGCAUGGCACAGUUCUAUUUUCUCUGUCUUGCUGAAACUGCAGACUGCUUCCUUCUGGCAGCAAUGGCCUAUGACCGCUAUGUGGCCAUAUGUAACCCGCUGCAGUACCACACCAUGAUGUCCAAGAAGCUCUGCCUUCAGAUGACCACAGGAGCCUACAUAGCUGGACACCUGCAUUCCAUCAUUCACAUAGGGUUCUUGUUCAGGUUAACUUUCUGUAGGUCUAAUGUAAUCAAGCACUUCUUUUGUGAUGUCCUUCCAUUAUAUAGACUCUCCUGUGUUGACCCUUAUCUCAAUGAAUUGAUGAUACUCAUCUUUUCAGGAUCAGUUCAAAUUUUUUCCAUUACUAUAGUCCUGAUAUCUUAUUUCUAUAUCCUUUUCACUAUAUUCAAAAUGAAAUCUAAGGAGGGAAGAAGCAAAGCCUUAUCUACUUGUGCUUCUCACUUUCUGUCCGUGUCAAUAUUCUAUGGGUCUCUUCUCUACAUGUAUAUUCGACCAAGUUCAGUUAAUGAAGGAGAUAAAGAAAUACCUGUUGCUAUUUUUUAUACUCUGGUAAUUCCUUUAUUAAACCCUUUUAUUUAUAGCCUGAGAAAUAAGGAAGUAAUAAAUGUGAUUAAAAGAAGCAUGAAGAAGAAAUGAUUUUGUAAUGUUGUGAAACAAGUAUCGUCUCCCCUGGACAAUUUCUACUAGAUACUACAAUUCUCCAAAACUACAGAUACAUGGAAAAUAGAAAAUGACAGAAAUAAAAAAUGUUAAUGCAUUAGGCUGUUUGAAUCAAAUCAUUUUUUAAAAAAUUAUUCUGAUAAAAUUUACUUCUACUAUCUAAGGAACAGGGACCAAUUUGAACUGUUAGGAUUGAUCAUGAAUGUGACAGUUUUUGAAAUAUUUAGAAAAUUUAAAGGAUAAAAUUUAGUAUAUAUUAGGUAAAUCUUCAUUUCACUGUUGUCAAAUUUCUUGAUCCCAACCAUAAUCAGCGCAAAUCUCAAUAACACCGUUUUCAAUAACAUCGUUGUUGGGGAGUUUAACUUUACAUUGGUACAUGAUGGUUUUUUAUCUGACUUUAGAUAUUUAAGAUAGUAUGAGUGAACAGUCAUUCACACAGAGUAGACGGCUUUUCAUUAAGAGCAUUUCAUAUUUGGUAUGCACAAUUUUACUCUCAUUCUAUGAAACAGACUAUUUGUAUUCUGGGGACUUGCUGACAUGUAGUUUAAAAUGAUGUUCUUUGUGAUGAAAUUCCUAAGGACUUUAAUUUAUUGUCAUUGUUCAUGUGUUCAUCAAUAUGGCAUUCCAGUUAUUAAAUAUAAUCAUUAACAAAAGUUUUCUGAUAUGAUCACUGAUUUUUGGUUUGUGUGAUUAAAACAACAAAAACUGGCAUUACAUAUUGACAUGUUCAUAGCAUAUGUAAAAUAGUGAUGCCAUGUUCAAGUAAUUCAUGAGGUAGGAAAUCAAUGGAUUGAUUGAAAACACAAUGUUUAGUCAUCAAAAAAUUUUGCAAAAUUAAACAAAGAUAGCUUACUGUAAACAGUUUAUCUGCAAGGAAGUGUGUGAGGCCUUUCAUGUAUACUACAGACCAAGUAAUUGGUUUUAUUUUGAUGUUUUUCUUGAAUAAAAAAACUCAUGCUUUAAAAUA